Molecule: messenger RNA, 1089 nt
Organism: Taeniopygia guttata (zebra finch)
Lineage: Eukaryota; Metazoa; Chordata; Aves; Passeriformes; Estrildidae
Gene: NAA10
Product: N-alpha-acetyltransferase 10, NatA catalytic subunit
Biological process (GO): N-terminal protein amino acid acetylation
Cellular component (GO): NatA complex
Molecular function (GO): protein-N-terminal-glutamate acetyltransferase activity; protein N-terminal-serine acetyltransferase activity
Source: RefSeq, a predicted model, not a curated record
GGGCACGCGCGGAACUCGCCUCUGAUUGGCUGAAGACAAAGGGCGGAUAGGGGGCGGGGUUUGUCGCAUCUCUUCGCACGCUGAUUGGUCGUCGCGCCUGUCAAUACACCGGGAUGCUAAUGGGCGGGCUCAGCGCUGAUUGGACAAAGAGGAAUUUCCGGCGGAAGCGGCUCGUGAGGGGACCGGGAGCGGAGCCGGGACCGGGACCGGGAAACGCCACCGGGAGCGAACGGCCGCAGCCAUGAACAUCCGGAACGCGCGGCCCGAGGACCUGAUGAACAUGCAGCACUGCAACCUGCUCUGCCUGCCCGAGAACUACCAGAUGAAAUAUUACUUCUACCACGGCCUCUCCUGGCCUCAGCUCUCGUACAUCGCCGAGGACGAGAACGGAAAGAUCGUGGGAUACGUCCUGGCCAAGAUGGAGGAAGAUCCCGAUGACGUCCCCCACGGACACAUCACGUCCCUGGCAGUGAAACGCUCGCACCGGCGCCUGGGGCUGGCGCAGAAGCUGAUGGACCAGGCGUCCCGGGCCAUGAUCGAGAACUUCAACGCCAAAUACGUCUCCCUGCACGUCCGCAAGAGCAACCGCGCAGCGCUGCACCUCUACUCCAACACGCUCAACUUCCAGAUCAGCGAGGUGGAGCCCAAGUACUACGCGGACGGGGAGGACGCCUACGCCAUGAAACGGGACCUGACGCAAAUGGCGGAUGAGCUGAGGAAGCAGGUGGAGCAGAAGGAGCGGGGCCGGCCCCUGGCCCCCGCCGAGCCCCCCCGAAGUGGGGAUGGGGUCUGCGGCUCGGGGGGGACCCCCUCGCACCCCCCCCCCACGGGACCCCCCCACCCAGAGGACGGGGGGGGCGACAGCAAAGACGUCAGCGAGGUCAGCGAGACCACCGAGAGCACCGACGUCAAGGACAGCUCCGAGGCCUCCGACUCCGCCUCAUAGGGACCCCCACCCCAAAAAACAAAAAAUCUCUGGGACCCCCCCCCACCUCCCCCCCCCCCAAAAUCCCGGGGGUCCCAAAGCCUCUGGGAGCCCCCCGGGACCCCGUGGUGCUGGUGGGGGGCAGUAAAGCCCCUCUGUGCCCA